This is a messenger RNA of Cylicostephanus goldi, 450 nucleotides long. Lineage: Eukaryota; Metazoa; Nematoda; Chromadorea; Rhabditida; Strongylidae. The record is from the annotation of a GenBank genome assembly.
AUGUACGUGAUGUGUACACCAGAGCAAAGUGAAGCAGAAUUGAAUUACCUUGUGGAAAUACAGAAAGGAACAUUCGAGUCGUUUGGGCUUCAUUGCAGGCAAAUGGAGAUGCCAACAGAAGAACUGGGAGCACCAGCAGCUCGUAAGAUUGACAUAGAGGCAUGGAUGCCAGGACGGAAGAUCUACGGCGAAGUCUCAUCCGCUAGUAAUUGUACGGAUUACCAAGCAAGGAGGCUGGGAAUCAAGUACAAGACGAAAGAGGGUGAGACGAAAUUUGUACACACUUGUAAUGGCACUGCAGUAGCGUCAACGCGAACGUUGAUAAGCAUUCUUGAAACGUUUCAGACGGAACGGAAGGGCCUCGAGGAGCUACCAGAAGUGAUAAGAAAGCGUCUGAAGACUCAACGACCGCCGCCACUUAAAUUUCAGCAAGCUAAGCCUUUGUCUUAG